Molecule: messenger RNA, 1671 nt
Organism: Limanda limanda (common dab)
Lineage: Eukaryota; Metazoa; Chordata; Actinopteri; Pleuronectiformes; Pleuronectidae
Gene: osgin2
Product: oxidative stress induced growth inhibitor family member 2
Exons: 5
Coding region: 19-1671 (550 amino acids)
Source: RefSeq, a predicted model, not a curated record
CUGGCCCAGGUUGCAGCCAUGCCUCUCCUGGAAGAGACCACUCUGCCACAAGAGCACCCACCCACUGUCCCUGUUGUCAUUAUAGGCAACGGGCCAUCGGGUAUUUGUCUGUCCUACCUGCUGAGUGGAUACAAACCCUACCUAGACACGGCAACUGUCCACCCAAACCCAAUACUGUACAGGAAACUGCAGGAGACCAAGCAUCUGCCCAUCACUGAACAGGAUCUGGAGUAUUUGAGUGAAGGUCUUGAGGGGAGGUCAGGGAAUCCAGUGGCUGUGCUUUUUGACACACUGCUGCACCCCAAUGCUGACUAUGGCUAUGAGUUCCCUCCUGUCCUUCAGUGGAGGCGGGACAAGCAGCAACACCUCCCACAUCUGGUGCUGGGGAGGGCAACACCUGGAGGUGCCUGGCAUGGAAUGGAAGGCUCCAUGUUGACUAUUAGUCUUGGCAUCUGGAUGGAGCUUCCCGGAGUCAACUACAGAGACUUGACCAAUGGGAAACGCAGGGAUGUAACCAGUGACAGAGCAACCCCAGAGGAGAUCUCAUCCUAUUACCGUAACUAUGUGCAGCUAAAGGGCCUCCAAAAGAAUUUUGUUGACAACACCUAUGUGACCUCCGUCCAGAAACUCUGCCGGGGGCAUGAUGGGCAAACUGAUGAAGGCGAUGUGCAGGUGGGAGAUGGUAGAAAUGAGGGCUUUGAGGGUAGUGGAGUUGAGUGUGUAGACGAUGGAGCAGGGGGGGUUCUCUGGGAAGUAAGGGGAUACCAGCAGGUGCAGAACGACACUCAUGUACCCUUCUGUCUAUUUGCUGAGAAUGUGGUUCUUGCCACUGGUGCGUCAGAUUCACCGAUUCGAUUAGGUGUAGAGGGGGAGGACCUUCCAUUUGUGUUCCACAGUAUCUCAGACCUGGGGUUGGCUGUAGGCCUGAGAAAGCUGGAUAUGAACUCUGAUCCGGUUUUAAUUGUAGGUGCCGGUUUAAGUGCUGCAGAUGCAGUUCUGUGCGCUUGCAACAGCAACAUUCGGGUGCUGCAUGUCUUUCGCAAGAGCGUAGAUGACCCAGAUCUCAUCUUCAAACAGCUUCCCAAGACCCUGUACCCAGAGUACCACAACGUUUACAACAUGAUGUGCUCUCAGACCUACACAGAUGUGUCCACCUCCUCUGCUCCUAACAGACCCCAGGCAGUUAGUAUUGCCUCUUCGGUAUGUGCCAAGAUGUGCCCAAAGCCCCAGCUGGCCACAGGUAAUACGGCUGGUAACGCCAGUGUCGGCUUGUUUCCCGACUACACUAGUUUCCCAGAACACUGCGUGGUUUCCCUCCAGUCUGAUAUGAAGUGUUUGCUGCAGGGGAUAAACUCCCUCAAGGCAUUCAAGGUCUCCAUGGUCCUGGUGCUGAUCGGGACCAACCCCAACUUGUUUUUUUUGAAGGGGCAAGGCCAGUACCUGGGUCAGGAUCCAACUAAACCCAUCUCUUGCAAGCAGAACACCAUUGACAUCCACCCAUACACGUUUGAGUGUACCAAGGAACCAGGUCUAUUUGCCAUGGGGCCACUGGUGGGAGACAAUUUUGUUCGCUUUUUGAAGGGUGGCGCUCUAGGCAUCGCCUCCUGUCUGCUGAAGAGACUCAAGAAGAAAGGAAAGCUCAUCAGCAGUGGAGGAAACAACUUCAUUUGA